CUCAUCGCUUUUAUUGAUGGGGCUUAACGAUGUGCUCAGGUCUCUAUUGUGAGAACCCGACAAGACAAUGGCACCACCCCUAAGGGACUGGAAUCACAAUACGAUCCUCUUCCACAAUUAACAUAUUAAUGUUCUCUUAACAACCAUUUGUAGUGCAUUGUUAUAUCAAACAGUUAUCGUGGACAAGUCUUACAGUUGCGAUAUGACUAAAAGUUACUUCUGAAGUUUAAGUUGUAUACUUCACUCUCCUAAGGGAAAGAGGGUUGUUGAUCGUCAUGGACCGGUCCAAGCACAUGUCCAGGAUUGACUGUAAUAAUGUGGCGCAGCAUAGAAACCUUAUGCAGGAUAUCGCUUUGAAAAAGCAUAUUAGUAUGAUCCAGCGAGAGGGGAAACUGAUCGAGAAGGAGCUCCGGGAAAUAUCCAAAGUUAGGGCCACUCUGAUGCAGAUCCGAAAACCUCCAAAACAAAGAGUGCUAAGGACGGAGUUGCAAGAGACCGAUACUGACCACGCCGAGGUUGCGGGCCCAGGGAAUUCAGUAUCCAAGAUGGUGCGUGCGACCAGUCAAAGGCCAGGGAAAGUUAAAGUGAUGUACUCUAGCGAGAGUACGACAAGAGGUGGCUCCGUGUGGAGGAGAAAAGGAUGGAGUAGUAACGCCGGUGGUAGAUCAGCGGGACAGAGACCUCACCAAGAGACCUUAAACACCACCCGAGAUGGAGUACGCACGAACAACUCGAGUUUACGUAAAAAUGCAUACACAAGGUCUGUCAAUGGUUCAACCUCUGGGAGGUUUCAAAACCGGGGGAAUGAGACGAAAAUUUCUGUGGAUAAUUUUGGUUUGACAUCAGAAAGAUCGGUAUCGUCGCAAAAGCUAAAAUCGUGUCUCCAAAUGCCUACUCAUGUCGAUGGGAGUACUGUGGAUUGUUCUCUACCACCUAUUGAUACGAAUCCACCGAGUCCAAAAGCACAAAUCCACCGAGUCCAAAAGAAAUAUCGACUUUUACUACCGUCUGGUAACCCUUGCGAGGGCGAGCAUCCAAAUCGCUCUAAAUCUGCAAUAAUCAAUAAGAAAGACGCGAUUUCUCCCAUUCCGCCUAGAGCGGAGACGUCUAUGACUUCAGGUGCACGACUUCGAAGGGGCUCCAUCGAAAUCUCAUCGAUAGAAGCCCAGCGCGCUCUAAAUCGUGUUGAUUCAUUAGAGCAGGUGGAAAUAAGCCUUACCAUGGAGGAGACAUUGCGCAUCAAAGGAAAAUUCCGACAAAUUGGGCAUUCUAUUAUUGCCACAGCUCUGCUGAAGGGUCUCAAGUCCAGGGGAAAUAACCUAAGCACAGACGCCAUUCACAACAUGCACAAGCCUAUCAACCUUAGCAGAGCACCACAGGAAGCCCAGAAAGAUGAGGAGAAAGAAAGCGAGGAGGAUACGCCAAAAACUGGACUGUCCAAAUUCCGAAGCCUUACGCGUAAAACUAUCAACGUAAAUAGGCUAGUGUCCGUACGAGGAAGGUCGAUAUCGGACCCUGGGAACAUGCCUCACACACGGCAAAGUGAGGAUGAUGGGAAUGAAGAACAAACAAAGGACAGCCAAGUGGCGGAAUCAGCAAAACCUUGCGUCCGCAAACUUGGGCUUGCGCGCGUCACUCGUAAAGUCAUGGCAGUGAAAGCGUUUGAGAGACCACUAGCAGGUCCAAGUAUUGAUUCGGGACCUGCUAAAACCGCGCCGAGCAGACCUCUGAUGAACCCCGCCGCUGCGCUGACCAGGAGGCGCAAUCUUGUGUCAAGGACGCUAAGUGAUAACACGCACCUUUUGCACAGCACCAUACACGAGGAGGAGCAUGCGCUCAAUGACGCUACUACGCCCAGGCUGCGUGCGCAGAAAUCGGUCCGGUUCAAAGUCGAGGCCUGGGACUAGGUUGUGCGUACUAUGCCGCGCGAAACAAGUCUGCCCUGAAGAAGUCUUAUUAAAGACGAAAAUUUGGCAGAGUCGAUUUACAGUUUUUGGUGUAUUGUAUUCAUUGUUCUGGUACGAGAUCGCAACAGUUUGGGCUUUUUGAUUCUAUGCGCGAAAUAACAAUACAGUUAAUGGGAAUAAAAGUGUACACGCAAUAUCUACUUGAAUUAGCUAAUUGCUCCACUUAGUGAAGCUAUGUCUAUUUUAAUCCUGCUAUAUAGUUUAUAACCUACUUUACCUAUUGAAAGUUUAAAUAUACAUACUCAUUUGUGUACUCUACCUAUUUCUAAGAGUCUGCAGAAAUUAGUAGUUGUACCAAAAUAGUGAUGUUGAAAAAUAAUUUAUGUGUAUAUUGAUUAACUUAUUUACAUAAUAAUUGACAAAAAUAAACCCAUCUACCUUAAUUCAAAA
This is a messenger RNA of Nematostella vectensis (starlet sea anemone), 2357 nucleotides long. RefSeq lists its product as uncharacterized. Bases 276 to 1907 code for a protein of 543 amino acids. The transcript has a single exon. Lineage: Eukaryota; Metazoa; Cnidaria; Anthozoa; Actiniaria; Edwardsiidae. The record is from RefSeq and is a predicted model, not a curated record.